AUGUUUCUCACCGAUAUUCGCAAUCGUGCACGCAGACAACCCAUUCGAAGACAGCAGCUUCGCGAUGAUCACCACGCCACAUCUUACGUACUUCGAGAGGUACAGGAGGCUCUGCAGACCGUGCGAUCCGACUGGACGCUCGCAAACUUCGGACUCCCACUGCCCGAUGACAGCCUGCCCGCUUUGGAACAGCAAAACGAGACCGAGACCCCCGAAGCACGAGCGCAGCAGUGGGAAGGGCGACUACAGACGUCGUUGCCGCUGUUGAACACAAAUCAACGUCAUGCCUUUGACGAAAUAGUGGGCUCCUUGCUUCCAGGCGUAUCCGUCUCUGCAUUGCUUCAAGGAUCCUUAAGCGCCGUUGCGGGACCUUCUAUGCUGACACGAAGUGGUCGUCUCUUCUUCCUCGAUGCUCCUGGCGGAACAGGCAAAACAUUCGUGCUCAGCGCCAUUCAAGACUUCCUUCGUACGCGCCGUAAGCAGGUCAUCGCUGUCGCUACGUCUGCUGUUGCUGCUGUGCUGCUCGACGGUGGACGCACCGCUCAUUCCGUGUUCAAGAUUCCCAUUCCUGUAUCUGCCGAAAGCACGUGCAGCUUCUCCGCAAACUCCGACACAGGCCGUACACUGCAACAAGUCGAUCUCAUCAUAUGGGACGAGAUCGUCAUGUGCCAUCGACAUUGCAUUGAGACUGUCGAUCGCUCCCUUCGAGACUUGAUGCAAACCUACCGGCCCUUCGGAGGAAAGUUCCUCGUGCUCGCUGGAGACUUUAGACAAAUCCUUCCCGCCGUUCCGGGCGGGUCCAGAGGUCAAAUCGUGAGUGCGUGGGUCAAGGCUUCCCCGCUGUAUCGAGAGUGCCGAUUCCUGCGCCUUACCGAGAACAUGCGCCUUGCUGCUCUCCGAGCGGACCCUGCAGCAGAUGUGGAGGCGCUCAACUUUCCAGAAUUCCUCCUCAGCGUCGGGGAAGGCAGACUUCAAGGCGAACAGCGCCCGGAAUGGAUCUCACUACCACAGUCCGUUGCGUUCGAGCACACCAUCCGCAAUUUGUGCCUCAAGGUCUUCCAAGGCAUUCGAGACAAUCACGCCGACCCUGCCUGGCUCACCAAGCGCGUUAUACUCACCACAAAGAACAGGCCGCUCGAGGAAGUCAACGAGGUCAUCGGCAACAUGAUUCUGGGAUCGUAUCGAACGUAUUUGAGCGCAGACAAGGUCGAGAACGAAGACACCAACGCCCUGAUCUAUCCCACAGAAAUGCUCAACACCUUGACCGCCGGAUCUGCUCUACCAGACCACAAGCUCAAGCUCAAGAAAGGCUUCAUCGUCAUGCUUCUGUGCAAUCUCGAUCCCGCUACCGGUCACGUCAACGGCGCGCGAUAUGUCAUCGAGAACAUGACCAACAACCUGCUCUUUCUACACGUUACCACCGGGUCACACCAAGGCAACAGACUGUGUCUUCCUCGAAUGCCCUGCGGACCAGGAGACGACAACUUUCCCAUCCCUGGCUUCACCCGAACGCAGUUCCCCAUUCGCACGUGCUUCGCCCUUACAACGAACAAAGCGCAAGGCCAAUCCUUCGGUGGCCGCAUUGGUCUCGACUUACGAGAUCACUGCUUCUCGCACGGUCAACUCUAUGUCGCACUAUCAAGGACUACUCACCCAGGCAACGUCACUGUCCUCACUCGAGAGUCCAAUGAAACAACGCGAAACGUAGUGUACCCCGAGGUCCUUCAGUAG
This is a messenger RNA of Chondrus crispus (carragheen), 1731 nucleotides long. Its product is annotated as partial DNA helicase. Gene Ontology annotation, biological process: telomere maintenance; DNA repair. The transcript has a single exon. Lineage: Eukaryota; Rhodophyta; Florideophyceae; Gigartinales; Gigartinaceae. The record is from RefSeq and is a predicted model, not a curated record. Gene Ontology annotation, molecular function: DNA helicase activity. Bases 1 to 1731 code for a protein of 576 amino acids.